AGGCGUUUCCUUUCCUCUAGUUCACUGCAAAAACAAUGAAACCCUUUGAAGGGAGAGAAAUUUGAAGACCGAUAUAGACAUUUGAAGACAGAUAUAGACAUUUGAAGACAGACAGGAGAAUGCGCAGUGCCUUCUGUGUUCUUUUUUUACUUCGGUGCCUGUGACACGUAGCUUGAGUUCACUAUUUCGUCAACUUCAAAGCCACAACGAUUUAUGUUGAAUCUCUUAUUUCGAAGGGCAAAACAGAAUGAAUUUUAGAAAUGUUAGUUGAUUUAUGAAGGAUUUAAAUAGCUUGCUGUAAAAUAGUAAGAUAUUUUGUUUAGACGCGCGACAGUCGUAAACCGUAGCCUAUUGCCAAGCAAUAGAAGUUGAUGCAAGCCAAUUGCCGUCGGUAGAGUUGCUUGGUCAUUGGGAAGUUACCCGACGUGGAGGAUCAAUUGCAUUCAAGGAAGGACACCUCUUUGAGUUGGAAAUAAAGUUUAACUACAGUUCUGCAAACUCAUCGCGUGGUAGGCUAAAAUCUUGUUUGGCAGCGGGUCGCUUAUUUUGUUUUUAAGGACUUUUUUGUAAAGCAAUGGUGGGCAGACUAAACUUGCUGAAUGUAUGUGACGACGACCCAUUGGACAUGAGCUGCAAAGCCGAGCGGGGACUUGACAGCCCGGACUCCGGACUACCCCCCAGCCCCAGUCCGAGCCACUGGCUGCUGCCUGACUGCAGGGAUAAAGGUGCCAUAAGCCCGGUGUCUGAAGACGAGAGCAGAGGGUCAUCCUUGGUUCCCAUUUUAUCGAUUGGAUCUGUUCCUCAGCUGCACACCUUGUCCUACGGGGAGGGCAUAGAACUUGAUCCACAACUGACCAAGGAAAUACGAUACACAUCGUCUGUCCACUAUGACUCAGAGCGUCACUUUAUCCAUGACAUGGCCAUGCAGCCCAGAGGCCUGGGUCUGGAGAACUGCAGCCAGAUGGUGCUGGCUGUCCCUCACAGCACCUGGAGACACUACAAGACCCAGCUGGACUUCCAGCCUCGCCAACGGGCUCAGCGCUUCCAGAGCACCACCAUCGUCUACCCCAAGCACGCUCGCACCAUCUACACAACCGAGCUGAGCUACGACAGUCGCCGGCUUGCCAGGAGAUUCAUGUCGCGGGUGGAGCUGGAGGCUGCUGACCGGAGUAGGCUACCCCAGUAGGUUAGGGGAAGGCUGGGCACGGCCUGGGGGAGAAUUCCCUGGGCCCUGUGGGUCCCAACCAUCCACCAGGCUGACACUACCCAUGGACCCAGGUUACAGACAGUCAUCUAUUAGUUUAGAUUGGAAAGCAUUGUAGCCCACGUUUGCGUACCAGUCUCAAGAGGAGGGAGGAUUCUGAUCUGGCGUAUCAAACAAAUAGCAGGGACAUCUGCGUGAGGCUGCCAUCUACCAAAGGGUUUAUCCAUUAGUAGCUAGUAAAGAUAUUUCUCUGGUAUGUCAAAGUUGGAUUCAUUUUAAUGAGGAGUGUUGAACUGUGGACUGAGACCGGUGAUGGUGUAUACUAUCACCGUGAAGGAACUUGUAAACCAGAUUUGGAAGUGAAGGAUUGUUAGGAAAGUGUAGUCCGGACCAUCACUGUCAAAACAUUGUGUUUAGGCCUAACCAUUGCAGUGGGGCUCAAUGAACAAUGACCCUACAUUAUAAUAUUCUAAGGCUAUAGUGGAGUUUCCAUGUGGCUUUUGUAAGUAUUCACAUUUGUAGACACACAGGGAGUUGUCAAAUUACUGUAUAACUGGGCUUUAAAAUGUCUCUUCAAAUCACAGGGUAUUAUGGGGUAUUGGUUGCACAACAUUACUUACCACAAGCAGAAUAUCCUAGCCUGGAUAGUGUAACACCAAACCCCAUCUUAGUCUUGCCUAAACAAACACAUUGUCAUCUACUGUAAGUAUGGUCAUGGAGCAGAAAGACACAGUUUUUUUUCAAAUUGUGUAAAAGGGUUGCAAAUUAGAGCAAGUUCUGUGUUGAAUGUUGGGACUUUUUUUUUUCUCCCACAGAGAUCAUUGCAAAUUGAUGAAGUUGGUAAUAAGUAGCAAGAGAUUAUCCAAUGUGUCAUUAUUGUUCUGUUAUAAAGUUUUAGCAUUUUCCUAA
Molecule: messenger RNA, 2113 nt
Organism: Salmo salar (Atlantic salmon)
Lineage: Eukaryota; Metazoa; Chordata; Actinopteri; Salmoniformes; Salmonidae
Product: refilin-B
Biological process (GO): actin filament bundle organization; negative regulation of bone mineralization involved in bone maturation; skeletal system morphogenesis
Cellular component (GO): actin filament bundle
Molecular function (GO): filamin binding
Source: RefSeq, a predicted model, not a curated record